This is a messenger RNA of Coniosporium apollinis CBS 100218, 1785 nucleotides long. RefSeq lists its product as uncharacterized. Gene Ontology annotation, molecular function: transcription corepressor activity. NCBI's taxonomy places the organism in Eukaryota, Fungi, Ascomycota, Dothideomycetes. The record is from RefSeq and is a predicted model, not a curated record. Gene Ontology annotation, cellular component: Swr1 complex; NuA4 histone acetyltransferase complex. Bases 1 to 1785 code for a protein of 594 amino acids. The transcript has 3 exons. Gene Ontology annotation, biological process: chromatin remodeling; negative regulation of transcription by RNA polymerase II; DNA repair.
AUGGCCUCAAGACGCGACGUGGACGACAUCCUAGGCUUAGAUGCGGCACUGAAGCCCGUUCCUCCGCCUCAACGACAAAAGACGGUCCAGAAGACGCAGCAGAGACGGAAGGGUGGCAUUGCUCGAGAACUGGCCGACCUACAUGGCGAUCGCGAUCAAGCACCGGUGGUGAUCCAGGACGAGAGCAAAGCAUAUCGGGGCAAGAAAUUGAUCGACAAGAAGCCAGUGCAACGAUGGGCAUGGACACCUUUCGUUAACUCCGCACGGUCAGACGGACUGGUCUUGCGACACUGGAAGAAGGCUAAGGUAUCGCACAAGCCUCUCGAGGGGUCUGAAGACACCAAAGAGAAUUUUGCGAGCACUGAACCCGAGGUGGAAGAGGAUUCUGCGUUCGCCAAAUACAACGUCCAGAUAGAAACCCCACAAUACACCGACGAGCAAUACGAGGCGCAUCUUCGCAACGAUGACUGGUCAAAAGAAGAGACGGACUAUCUGUGCCAACAAGUCAAGGCAUACUACCAGCGGUGGCCCGUCAUCGCGGAUCGUUACGACUUCCAACCUUCCGAACCCUCUCAAGAAGCAGAACCUCCAGACGCCGCCGCAACACCGCCGAAGACCCUCAAACGCCGCUCCAUGGAGGACCUGAAGCAGCGCUACUACCAACUCUCCGCCAUCUGCAUGACUCUCCAAACACCCGUCUCCCGCAUGAACCCUUCCGAGUUCAGUCUCCACGAAACCCUUUCCAAGUUCUCCGCCGCGCACGAGACAACACGCAAGAAAUAUGCCGAAAGCCUCCUCCGGCGCAGUGCCGACGAGAUCAAGGAAGAAGAAUUCCUGCUCGCCGAACUGCAGCGCAUAGCCCUCAACUACAAGAAGCUCGAGACAGAGCGGCAGGAGAUCAGGCAAAGGUUGGAAGGACCGCAGACCUCUGGCAAUACAAGCGUCGCGCAAUACUCGACGAGUCCUGGGCUACAGCUUCUCUUUACCCAACUCAUUACUGCGGAUAGGGCCAAGAAGCGUGGCCGGCUGUCGCUGAAUAUGGGCGACAUGAUUGGGACGCCGAAUGGCGCUCAAACGCCCGUCUCCGGAGGCGGACCCGGCCAUCGCGAUUCUAUCAGUGUCGCGGCAGGCUCGGCCCAGCAGAAGAAAGGCUCUGCCCCGCAAGCUGCGGCUGCGACGCCUACCAAUGGUCCCGCUAAACAGCUCUCCCCGCGGCAAGCGGCGCGGUUCGGGUACUCCACUCACGAGCGUCUCACAUCUGGCGUCACCUUCAGGCUCGACAAGCUGCUCAAGAUCCGGCAGGCGAAAUCGACAAUCCAGACGCAGAAGAUCGCGGCCGCGCUUGCGGAGCUGAAGGUCCCAGAGCUGUUGCCCUUGCCGACGGAGCGGGCGUGCGAUGCGCUAGAGCGGUUGGUUGGCACGAUCGUGAAGCUGUUGGAUGUGCGGAAGGUGCUUGAGAAAGAGGAGGCGGAGCUGAGAAUUGCAGAGGAGACGCAGAAGGCACUGGAAGGGGGUCCGGGGGGGCAGGCACUGCAGGCGGGGGAGGAGCAGAGUGAGGCGGUAGAUCCGGGAGAAGGGGAGGAAGGGGCGGAUGGCGCUGCUGCUACCGCUGGGGGCGCGAAUGGAGAGGCGGAUGCUGAUGGAGAUGAGGAUGUCAAGAUGGAGGAGGCGAGCAGCGGUGCCAUACGACCACCGUCUUCUGGUGCUGGGCAGGCAGGUCAUAAGCGUUCCGCGAGCGUGAUGAGCUCGGCUAGUAACAAGAGCAACAAGAGACCGAGGAAGUGA